Molecule: messenger RNA, 2859 nt
Organism: Chara braunii
Lineage: Eukaryota; Viridiplantae; Streptophyta; Charophyceae; Charales; Characeae
Source: the annotation of a GenBank genome assembly
CAGAACAUUGUCCUUAGUAGAUGACAAGCAACCCACAGUCCCAAGGAGGAGGAGGAGGAGGAGGAGGGGGAAGGAGCAGGAGGAACUGGUAGGAAGCAAGGAAGGCGGAGAAAGGAAGGAAGGAAGGGAGCAGGGUAAGGACGAAACGAAGCUAACCUUCUCGAAUUCCCUCUUCAUCCUCUUGGGUCGUUGGUUCGAAUCCAACCUACCGGUAGGGAGCUGCUGUGGGUUUUCAAAAUUCUAUUUCUACCGUCGACAGACAUUCCUGAAAGGAUUAAGGAUAGACAGGGGGGUGAAGAGGGAAUUCGAGAAAGCUGAACAUCCAAGAGAGGGAGGGAUUGAAAGAAAGAGCGAGCGGGGGGGGAGGGAAGAGUAGAGGGGGGGAGAGGGGGGGAUUGAAAAGAGGCAACAAUGCCGCCAACACACGCCGUACACACGUUCUACAUGUUCAACAGACAAGGCGUGUGCCUGCAUUAUCAUGAAUGGAACCGCCCUCUCACCACCCUCAGUCCCCACGAGGAUCAGAAGCUGAUGUUCGGACUCCUCUUCUCCCUCAAGUCUUUCACGGCUAAGAUGGAUCCCAUGAGUGAUAACAAGGCUGCACUUGGGGCACCUCAACCUACUGGACAAGGCUCUUCUUUCAGAAGUUUCCGCACUAACACGUACAAGCUUAGCUUCAUGGAGUCGCCGUCUGGAGUCAAGACAGAUAUCGCAGGCAACAUGGCUCCCACAGGCAAGGAACACAGAGGCACGCCGGCCGGAAUUGUAGAGGCAUUGCCGUUUGAGCCCCUGUCUACCAAAUUGGACAUGACAUGUCAGGGUGCCGGACGUGUGAGCUCUUUUCGAUGGCCCUCGACUCUUACGUCAGCAAGCUGCAGUAAACACGCACCUGUUCCUUUCGAUUCCUUCAACAAGACGCAUCUGUGGUUGCAAUCACAGCAGCAGCAGCAGCAGCAGCAGCAGAAUAUCCGCAGCAGAAUAUCCGCAGCAGAAUAUCCGCAGCAUUCUUUUUACGCUUUCUUCAAGCGCGCGAUCCCCUUUCCGGGCGCGGGUGUCGCUGCUGCUGCAAGUGAGCGGAUUCCAGACUCGGAAGGUGAAAUCUUUGCGACGUUUUGCGUAAAGGAAGCGUCCCGCUGUUCUUCGUUCAGAUUUUCCUAGGAACUGUAGAAAAAAAAUGGUCGCUGUUGUUUCUUACGGAGCAAGUGCCUGCCCUCCCCCCCCCAAAAAAAAGAAAAGAGGCAUAUUCGCCGUAUUGUGUUUACAUUUUCCUUCUGAUUGUUCUGUUUCUUGAUUCACAAGAGGGGACAGAAGGGAAGAGGCUGAAAUGUUUUGCGAACAAUUACCAAGUGCACGAGCAUUGGUGAAAGCCGCCGUUCCUUGCAGAGGAGAAUAUUCAGACGAAUAUACAAAUUUGAAAUUUCCCGGUGAGAUAUGUUUCGCCGGGAAAUUUCAAAUUUGUAUAUUUGUCUGAAUAUUCUUCUCUGCACGGUCAAAGGCGUUCCACUCUUACGAUCGGCGAUCGCUGAUGAAUCUUUUAAGUUUUCAUUUUUUUUUGAAAAAAACUUAAAAAAAGCAUUCAUUAAUCGAUUGAAAAUCGAGGCCGGGGGCCUCACAAUUCGACCCGCAGUUAUCUUGGCAGCAUUAGCUAGUUUCGCUUAUGACGAGGCCAGAAUAGACUAUGUGCCAGAAUAGACUAUGUGCUAAGGACACAAGACUUGCUGACUCAGUACAGCUCACGCGCGGUGAAUGUUUGCCACCGAAAUUCGUUGUCCUUCCUAACUGCUGUGCAUCCGCUCUUAGAGUGCCUGUAACUGCGUUUUCUUUUCUUUUCUUUCUUUCUUUCUUUUUUACAAAACAAUACAACCCCCCCCCCCCCCCCCCCUUUUCUAUUCUUGGGGGCUCAGUCCGGUUGAUCAUCACCGGCAAGCAUGUGGUUUUACAUCUGAAAAGAGGAGCGUUUUCGUUAAAACUGAGUUUUUUUUCCCGUUUCGCAAUUUGUAUUUGAGAGACCUGAAGAGGGCAUUUGGCCUGUCCGGUAAUGAGGGCCAUUUUUUGGGACAAGUGAUCAUCGAUGGGCCUACCACUCAUCCCAAAAAAUGGCCCUUAUUACCUGAAAGGCCAAAUGACCUCUUCAGGUGAAAAAAACAAGUACAAAUUGUGAAACGGAAAAAGAAACUCAAUUUUAUUAUUUAAUGAAAAGUUGAAAACGCAGCUCUGUACCUGUCGGCUAUUCUUGAAUCUCUAGAGUCGCAAGGCCGACUGUAACGGGGCUCUGUCUCCUCGACCGACAACCUUUGCGGCUAUGCUCUGCCCCGCUCUGUCAAACCCUAAACGCUCCGUCCUCCCUGACCGAAAGGUCGUUAGGCCAAAGCAAGCGAGGGCCUCUCUUGUAUCACGGGACGUUGAGGAGGCGCUUGCCCUGUGGUCAUUGUGUUCCUGGUGGUCCUGCUGAUCCCCCAUGCGAGUCUGACAGUGUUGCCCAUUAUGGUCCUCCCCAAUUUGCCGUUGCCCAGCGCGAACUUGUCGACAACGUCCUUGUUUUUUGGUGGGGUCAUCUUGGAUGUGCUUUCGUGCUCUGCGCCGGUCCGAGUGGUACUCUGUUCGUAGGGUCUGUAUUAGUCCUUCCCAUGCUUCAGCCGCCAGCGGCGUUUGUGCUGCAAUUCUCUGCUUGCAGCGUUUCUUCCAGAUUGCGCAGAGUGUCAGGGGGCAGCCUCUAUAUCGUCACAAACAGAACUGCCCGGUAAACCGUAGGCAGAGAGAGAGAAGAGGACAAUAAAAGGGUCUUUACCCGAUGCAGGCCUCAGGCCUUGUAAAAGAAAAGCAGCACGGGCCUUGAAAAAGUAAAGCAUUGUGAAAAGG